AUGAUGCUCAGGAGACAUGUCAGCAAAGUUGUCUGCACUGGGCUUACUCUGGUUAUUGUCUACUAUCUCCUCCUGGUAUUUUAUAAAAUAGUUUCACAAAAGUUGAUUCUGGUUAGUGUCCAAGAGGAGUUUUAUUUGCCUCUGUCUGAAUGGGAUGGGAUCGUGAUAAAGAGACUCUCUCACUUGGAGUUGGAUUUGCAGCAUCUGAAAGAAAGUAUGAAAUUGGCUGUGAAGGAACAAGAAAACUUGAACAACACCCUGGAGAGGGUGAAAGAUGCACAACACCCUGUUGGGAAGACAGUGGAUGCCAAGGCAAGUAAGACAAAGAAAGACAAACCCAGAGAGAAACUUUUCUCUGGCUCACUGCUCUUCAAGCAGUGGGGUGAAGAUCUUUCUGAUGCCCAGCAGAAAAAGGCCCAUGAUCUCUUCCAAGAGUUUGGUUACAAUGUUCACCUCAGUGACCAGCUGCCCCUGAAUUGUUCCAUCCCAGAUGCACAUCAUUCCAGGUUUCUUUAGAAGACAUAUCCCUCACAACUCCCAUCCCUCAAUGUCACCCUUAUAUUCAUGAAUGAAGCUUUGUCCAGUAUACAACGGGCCAUUGCCAGUAUCAUGAGCUAGACCCCUUUGAGACUCCUGAAAGAGAUCAUCUUGAUGGACGAUUUUAGCUCAAAUGGAGAACUAAAGGCAAACUUGAACAAGAGUAUUAAGAUUUAUAACCAGAAGUAUCCACAACUACUGAAAAUAGUCUGGCACACAAGGAGAAAAGGUCUUGCGUAAGCACACAACACUGGCUGGGAAGUGGCCAUGGCUAAUGCAGUUGCCAUCUUGGAUGCUCAUGUUAAAGUGAACAUAGCCUGGGAUGAGCCCAUCUUGGCUCUGAUUCAGGAAGCCCACACCAUGAUUGUGUCAUCUGUGUUUGACGACAUUCAUCUUGACACCUUUGAACUGACUAAAUAUGAAUUGGCAGUUGAUGGGUUUAAUUGGGAACUCUGGUGCUGCUAUGAUUUACUUCCAAAGGCCUAGAUUGAUCUGAGUGAUGUCACUGCUCCAGUGAAGAGUCCUUCUAUCAUGGGCAUCCUGGUUGCCGACAGGUUCUUCCUGGGAAAGAUCAGAUUUGUGGAUAGUGGGAUGCUGGUCUAUGGAGGAGAAAGUGUGGAACUUAGCCUGAGGGCAUGGCAGUGUGGAGGAAGAACUGAGGUCUUGCCCUGCUCUUGGAUCGCUCACCUACAGAGACACCAAAAGUCCUGUGCCUUGGAUCUGAUUUCUGCCUGGAAGCACAAUGCUGUCAAAGUGGACAAAAUCUGGAUGGAUGAAUAAAAACACAUGGUUUACUUGACCUGGAACAUACCUCUCCAGAACUCUGGAAUUGAUUACAGAGACAUUUUUUCCAGAAUGGCACUCCAGGAGAAACUGAAAUGUAAAACUUUUGACUGGUAUCUGAAAAAUGUUUAUCUAGCCCUGAAGCCAAUCCCCAACAUCAUGGGCUAUGGAAGAAAUAAAAACCUAUUGGGUGAACAUAUCUGCCUGUACCAGGGACCUAUUCCAAGCAAUACCCCCAUUAUGUAUUACUGUAAUGAAUAUAGUCCAUAAAAUGUCUGCUACCACCUAACUGGGGAGUUGUACAUGGGACAACUGAUUUCUGAGACUGUUGAUGAUCACUGUCUGAUAGACCCUGGCAGUGGGAAGAAGCCCACUUUAGAGACAUGUUCCAUGGCAGCCAAAAAUAGACUACACAUAUAUUGGGAUUUUAAACCACUGCAUCCUCUGAUUCUGACCCUUUUCCAAAGGGAGAUGGGCCUGGAGACUGCUUUCAUGCCGUCGCUAUGCGGCUGCCCCUGUCCUCCAGGCCCUGAGCAUCAUCUGCAGCAGGACUGA
Molecule: messenger RNA, 1875 nt
Organism: Artibeus jamaicensis (Jamaican fruit-eating bat)
Lineage: Eukaryota; Metazoa; Chordata; Mammalia; Chiroptera; Phyllostomidae
Gene: GALNT8
Product: polypeptide N-acetylgalactosaminyltransferase 8
Cellular component (GO): Golgi apparatus
Source: RefSeq, a predicted model, not a curated record